AUGGCAAGUUUCGACGCCCCGCUUGACUUUGUUUCCUCACUGGAAGCUGGACGCGUCUCCAAGAUAGUCCUGAACUGUAUCGGACUGCGCUCUUUCUCCUCGAUACGUUUAAACAGCGAUGCCGAGUCGUUGCGGCAAUUCGUUGAAAUCUUUUCCAAUGCAGAUUUGCAGGAAUUGGUUAGAAGCAUCCACUACGACGUCAUACUUCCGCCCGUGAGCGACAAGCGGCUGCAGAACAAACUUCAGAGCAACGCCGAGGCUGCAGAGAAUGCGGUUGCCUUUACGCGCGCGCUUUCAAGUCUAUUCACGAUACUCAGUGCCUGGAAGGUUGAGGGUAUUGAUCUAUACCUCACUGCCACUUCACCAUCUGAUGAUGCCGCACUUCGAGACGGCUCUCGUAGUGUCCACGCCAAGCCAGGCCGUAAUGACUUGCAGUACAUUACAUUUAAUGGCACCGUACUUUCCAAUGCACAACUCCCCUCAGUUCGGGCCAUUGCAGCCCUGAAUACUCUGAAACUCGAUUGCCACUCUGGUAAAGCGUCAGGACGAAGACUUCAUCCGGACCUUGUCUGUGCCAUGGCGACAGCACUUCCGGCCCUUGAGAGCGCAGCAUGGGAGUUUUCCAUGCCCCCUCGACGCAUGGCAGCCCGGCGCCAAACUUUCAGAGAAGCACUUGCGCAUUUGUUAAUGCUUCCUUCACUUUCCUCCAUCAGGAUGCUGCACAUUACUCUACACGACAAGGAUCCGCGUAAUGAAGAGACAGGGCCGGAGAACUUCGUGCUAGAUGGCCGCGACGACGGUCUCAGCGCUGCUGUCCAGACAACUUUUACUCUUCCCGAAUUGCGCGACAUACACUUUGGCGGAAAAUGGUCCCUAUCACCUGUUGCGUUCAAGGGAGGAUUCGGACCAUCAUUAGCCUCUGUAUAUAUUGACCUCUCCUCGGUCACUCCUGACGGCAAAUGGGUAUUUGACAUUGUACCUCUUCCCUCUGACGAAGAAGAUGUCAGCGAUGGGGAUUCUCCUAGCGAAUCGGAGCAAACAUUUUAUGAUGACUUUGACUCUGCAGAUUCAGAUGCAGUGGACUGGGUGGACAAGAAAGCCGAAGCCAAGGCCAACUUUGAAUUACCGGCCACAGAUAGUCGCGGUGACCCAAGUCCUGAGAACUUCAUGCCCCUAGCCACCUCGAUCGCAGAUGCAGUUUCAAGUUCUAAUGGUCCUCUACGCGUGGUCGAAGUCCACCUCCUCGGCAGCAUAUCCCACAUUCACUUUGGAUAUCUUGGUUCAGCAAAUGAACCGGCUGAACAGCCACGCUUCUCGGGAAAUUGGCCGGGCUGGUCUCGAGACAAGAUCCAAUCCCAACGCCAAGGCCUAAUCACAAGGCCAAGCUGGCAAAUCUUCGUCUGGGGAGAAGUGGUGCGAUGGAAAAACGUGUAG
Pestalotiopsis fici W106-1 is the source of this 1434-nucleotide messenger RNA. RefSeq lists its product as uncharacterized. Lineage: Eukaryota; Fungi; Ascomycota; Sordariomycetes; Amphisphaeriales; Sporocadaceae. The record is from RefSeq and is a predicted model, not a curated record. The coding region runs from base 1 to 1434 and encodes 477 amino acids. The transcript is spliced from 2 exons.